This is a messenger RNA of Oncorhynchus keta (chum salmon), 9236 nucleotides long. It is a transcript of the gene cenpf, whose product is annotated as centromere protein F. Lineage: Eukaryota; Metazoa; Chordata; Actinopteri; Salmoniformes; Salmonidae. Gene Ontology annotation, molecular function: protein homodimerization activity; microtubule binding; dynein complex binding. The coding region runs from base 184 to 8688 and encodes 2834 amino acids. The transcript is spliced from 23 exons. The record is from RefSeq and is a predicted model, not a curated record. Gene Ontology annotation, cellular component: chromosome, centromeric region; spindle pole; nucleus. Gene Ontology annotation, biological process: mitotic cell cycle; regulation of G2/M transition of mitotic cell cycle; metaphase chromosome alignment.
AAUGGUGAGUUUCUGACAAAGUCCCUACAAUCAUCCAAUCAAACGCCACAUCGGAGAUUACUGGAGAUUUUGAAUUCUCAGCAGCACUUUGUCUUUCGGAGCGAAAUCUCAAGAACAAGAAUCACCGCUUUUAGGAUAUGCCGGUUGAGGCUUGACGUAGCUAGCUACAGAUAUUGAAGCAGUAUGAGCUGGGUAGUGGAGGAGUGGAAAGAUGGUCUUUCAGGUAAAGCCCUGCAGAAGAUACAAGAGAUUGAGGGACAGCUGGACAAGCUGAAGAAGGAGAGGAAUCAGAAACAAUUCCAGCUCGACUCACUGGAGGCUGCUCUACAAAAACAGAAACAAAAGGUUGACAGUGAGAAGAGCGAGGCGUCUGCCAUUAAGAGGGAGAACCAGGCCUUAGUAGAGUCAUGUGACGCCGUGGAGAAGGCCCGUCAGAAGGCGACCCACGACCUGGGGGUCAAAGUGCAACAGGUCAGCAACCUGGAGGGUCAGCUCAGCACCAGCAAGAAGACCAUAGAACGACUGGAGCAGGAACUCAAGAAAUAUAAGAAUGAAAAGGACCGUUCUCAGUCCUCCUCUGAUCUACCGUCCUACAGCACUCCUCAAAAGACCUUUGCCACUCCUGCUGCUACUCCCAGCUACAGACAGCAUGACUCCAGGCUGGAGGACCUUCACGAGAGAUACAACCAGGAGGUGGAAGAGAGGAAGAGACUGGAAGCCGAACUGAAAAUCACACAGGUCAAACUGUUGAACCAGUCGUCCGUCAGUCAUAAGGACAUUGCCACCCGGCAACAAGCAGGCUCCUCCAUAUUCCCAUGGCAACAGCAAGACAAGGGCCGCCAGUCCCAGGGCACCAUUGAAACGCCCCUGGCUAGGCGGGCAGGGGGCGGGACAUCCGCUGGCGGCUUCAUGUGGAACACGGAGGAUACACCAAUCAAAUCCACCCAGCGAAUCAGCACAUCUGUAUCCCAGUUUGAUUCUGAUGGCUCCUCCCAGCAGAUGGAACAGCUGAGGAUACUGAAUCAAGAGCUGAAGAGUAAAGUGUCUGAGCUGGAGCAGCAUCUGCAGUCACAGGAGAAGGACGCGAGGAUGCAGAGCGGCAGGCUCCAGGAGCUCCAGGGCCAGCUGGACCAGGCUAGGAGAGACCUGACCGACAGAGACAAGACCCUGGGCAAGAGCAGAGAUGAACUAAGCAAGGCUACCACUCAGCACGAACAAGCUGUCGCCAAGUGUGUGUCAAUGGAGCAGAAAUUGAAACAGGUCUCUGAGGAGAUGUCCUGCCAGAGGCACAACGCUGAGAGCUGCAGACGAGCUCUGGAACAGAAGGUCAAGGACCAGGAGAAGGAGAGCCAGAAGGAGCUCUCCCACCUUCAGAGCAGCCACCACUCCCUAGAGCAGCAGUUUAACCAGACCAAGACCAAGCUGAACCAGGAGAUACAGCAAGCCAAGAAAGACCACAACAUCCUGCAGGCUGAGAUGGACAAGGUGUCAUGCCAGAGGAGCCAGCUGGAGAGAGACCAGGAGGAGCAGAAACAGAAGCUGCUGAGGUCAGAACAGAGCCAACAGGCCAGCCAAAACAAGGAGCAGGACCUCAGGAAGAAAUUUGAGGAGCUGCAGAGAGAGAAGAACACUGUGAGCGCCCAGCUGGACCAGGGUAGCAAGAGGCUCUCUCAGCUGGAGGAGGAGAGGAAGAGCGCCGAGCAGAACCUCAAACGCACCCAGAGCAUGCUGGAUGACUUCAGAGCCAAAAAUGAAGCCCAGUCCGAAGAGCUGAAAGGACUUGUCACUAAACUGGAAAGCCAGACCAGAUCGUCAGCCCAAGAUCUAGAGAACCUAAAGAAAACGCUCACAGACGCAGAGACCAAGAAUGACAAGACUCAGAGUGAACUGAAUACCCAAAAACAGGAAGUGGAACAGAUCACAAACAAACACAGCGCUCUGGAGAAGGAGAUCCAGGAACUGAAGACAACCCUGACCACCACUCAGGGCGAGUUUGUGCAGCUGAAGAAAGAGAACGAGACACUUCAGGGAUGGAAAACGGAGAAGGAGACUCUCAUUAACGAGACUGAGGCUGUGCAGCAAGGCUUAGUCGACAAAAUCACUGAGCUUGAGAAGAGUCUGGGCUCGUUGAAGGACGAUAAAAUAGGUCUACAGGAGCAGCUGAAGACUCUGGAGGCUGAGAAGGCUUGUCUAUCAGGGCAGAUCGACUCCCUGAAAGGAGAACUCCUCAACAAGUGUACCGACCUGGAGGAGAAGGGCUGCAUGUACGAAGAGCUCCAGAGACGGCUGGAGGAGUCUGACCAGAAACACUUAAAAAACCUGGAAACCGUUGGGUUGCAGGUGACCCAGCUUGAGGGACAAGUGAAGGAUCUGGGGUCCAGGCUGCAGGUGGAGACUGGCAGGGCGGAGCGGGCCGAAAUGUUUCACACUGAGCUCCAGGAGCAGUAUCAGGCGGCCUGCGACCUGGCCCGGUCCAAAGAUGCUCUGGUGGAGUUAGGCCAGAGCGAUGUAGCCCAGCUCAGGGAGAGUCUGGCUCAGACCAUAGCCCUACAGGAGGAACAACUGGCCAGAUUUACCCAGGAGAAGACCUCCCUCCUGAAGGAGUGUGAGGAAAGCGUAGCAUUGAAGGCAGACGAGGUUGAGCACGCCCAGCUGAGUCUGGUUAAGAUUCAGCAGGAGCUGCCGUUCCUCCAGGACCAGGUGUCUUCACUGGAGUCCAACCUGAAGAUCCAGAAAAGUUUGGGUGUUAAACUGCAGGCCAAGUAUGACAACAUUGUCAAUACUAAAGAGGAUCUUGUGGAGAAGCUUUCCGAGGCAGAAAAGAGAGGGGAAAGUCUUCAGGGUGAAGUCAAUAGCCUCUCAGAGCAGGCGAAGACUGUUGGCUCUCUACAGGAGCGCUGUGAUACUCUGACGGCUGCGGCACAGGAGUCCAUAAGCGCUCUGCAGAACAUGACCGAGACCCUGACCCAGACUGAAUCAGAGCUGCACAUACUGAGAGACGUGGUUGAAAAACUAGAGGCUCAGGUGAACGAAGCUGAGACCAAGGCCUCAGAUCUUGAGAGGGAAAAGGCAGAGAUGGCAGAGAAAGUAGAGAAAAUCCAGAGGGAAGCUGAAGAGGUUUCUGUGAAGUAUCAAACCCUUCAGGACUCCCAGGAAGAGGAGAGGAGUGGUUUGAUGAAGCAGAUCUCUACAUUAAAGGACAUACUCACUGAGAAUAAGGCUGCUUCCGCCCAGCUGUCUUCUGACCUGAAUAACUCCCUGGAAGCUCUGCAGAAGACUCACUCGGCUGCCGUGGAGCUCAACUCCAACCUGGAGAGCAGCCUAGUGGAGAAAACAAACCUAAUCUCUUCUCAGGAGAUGCAAGUCAAAGAGCUCUCAGAGAGACUCCAUAAGGAAUCCGAGAUCCAUGUCACAGAGCUGGAGACUUACCUCCAGAAACAAAGAGGCCUGAAGGAGCAGCUUGAGAUUGUAAAGAGCCAGCUGGAGAGUAAAAGCCAGGAAGGAGCCGAGGCUAAGGAGAAGUGGGAGAGGGCCUCACUAGAGCUGUCUAAGCUGAGAGAAGAUUUGUCUUCUGCCAGAAACAGUGUUGAUGAGAAAGGCUGUAAGAUCAAGAGUCUGAAAGAGAGGUUGAACCAGGCUGAGUCUGAACAAGACAAAGCUACCGACGCCCUGAAAGAGAAGGUCAUCAGCAUGAACAAGAUCAAGGUCCAGCUGGAGAUGCUUCAGAUGGACCUGGAGGACAACGAGGCCUGCAUGAACACCUUUGACACCCAGAUAGAGGAGCUUAAAGGAACUGUGGAGGAACUCAGAGGAACCGUGGCCUCUCUGAACGAGAGGCUGGAGGAGAGCGUGACGCAAAGGUCCAGCUUGGAGACCGAGCUGGGCUCUGUCAAAGAGCAGCUGUCAGAGAAGAGCUGUGAAGUCACCCAGGUGACAGCAACUCUUGAAGACACUCGCCAGCAGAUGCAGGCUGCCUUGUCCACAGCAGGUUUAGUGGAAUCACUCCAGACCACUGUUGAUGGGCUGAUGGAAACCCUGGAGGAGGAGGUUAGAAAACACGGCCAACUGGAGAUGGACAUCAUUCAGCUCACUGAGGAGAAGGAGCAGUUGACUGUGGAGAAGGAGCAGUUGACUGUGGAGAAGGAGCAGUUGACUGUGGAGAAGGAGCAGUUGACUGUGGAGAAGGAGCAGUUGACUGUGGAGAAGGAGCAGUUGACUGUGGAGAAGGAGCAGUUGACUGUGGAGAAGGAGCAGUUGACUGUGGAGAAGGAGCAGUUGACUGUGGAGAAGGAGCAGUUGACUGUGGAGAAGGAGCAGUUGACUGUGGAGAAGGAGCAGUUGACUGUGGAGAAGGAGCAGUUGACUGUGGAGAAGGAGCAAGGAGCAGUUGACUUUGACGUGGAGAAGGAGCAGUUGACCGUGGAGAAGGAGCAGUUGACCGUGGAGAAGGAGCAGUUGACCGUGGAGAAGGAGCAGUUGACUGUGGAGAAGGAGCAGUUGACUGUGGAGAAGGAGCAGUUGACUGUGGAGAAGGAGCAGUUGACUGUGGAGAAGGAGCAGUUGACUGUGGAGAAGGAGCAGUUGACUGUGGAGAAGGAGCAGUUGACUGUGGAGAAGGAGCAGUUGACUGUGGAGAAGGAGCAGUUGACUGUGGAGAAGGAGCAGUUGACCGUGGAGAAGGAGCAGUUGACCGUGGAGAAGGAGCAGUUGAGCAAGGAGCAGUUGACUGUGGAGAAGGAGCAGUUGACUGUGGAGAAGGAGCAGUUGACUGUGGAGAAGGAGCAGUUGACUGUGGAGAAGGAGCAGUUGACUGUGGAGAAGGAGCAGUUGACCGUGGAGAAGGAGCAGUUGACCGUGGAGAAGGAGCAGUUGACCGUGGAGAAGGAGCAACUUGAGGCUGACUUGCAGAGGCACAGUCUGAACGCUGGGGAUGAGAGAGACGCGGUCAAACAGGAGAACGAGUGUCUCCAGCGUACGCUACAGAGCCUGACGGAGAACUACGAGGCUGUUCAGUCUGCGUUUGAGAGGGCGACCCAGCAGAGCGAGGACGAAACCAGAGAGCGGAUCGGAACGUUUGAGAGGGAACAAACCGAGCUCCAGCAGAGACUGAGCGGACUGCAGGGUGAACUAGCCCUGUUCAAGGAGCACUAUGACAGCCUGAUGACUCAGGCAAGCCAGCAGCAGUCUCUCAUAGAGCAGCUUCAGACCAAGAGAGACCAGAAGGUCUCUACAGGAGAGGUGGACGGACCGACUUCCAGACAGACGUCAGGCUCCUUCUUCAACGUCAGCUUCCCCUUAAAAGAAGAUACCGUGGAGAUGAAACCCACAGCUGAGCAAUCAGAUGACCUCCACAACUCUGAAGUACCUCAACAGACAGGAAGUGGUGGCAACAAUGAGCCAGCUGAAGAGUUCAGUGACUGCAUGGAUAAAGUCCCUGUAGAGCAGCAGAAAGCGCUCAGUAAAAGCCUUGAUGAUGAUGUGACCCUCGGCAGUGAACAUCCAGCAGUCUCUGAAGCUCCUUGUGACCAGGACCAGUUGGCCCAGAGCAGGGAGGUGGUCAGAAAGCUAGAGGAGGAGCUACAGACCCUCCACUCCCAGCUUGACCUCGCUACCUCUGAGAUGACCUUCAGGAAGGAGCUGUGCUCUGAGCUGGAGGUCAAAGUUGAAGAGUUAGAGGUGAAGGUCCAACAGAUGAAGAAAGAGAUGUGUGGUGCCGCGGAGAAGAUUAGCGCUGCCGUAGUGGAGAGACGGACGCUAGGUGACCAGAUCUCAGAGUUGACAGAGGAGGCAGAGUCCCUGAGACUGGCGCUGCAGACCUCUAAAUGUCAGCUCUCUGAUGUCAUGGAGAUGCUAGAGACGCUGGAGAGGGCCAAAGGUGGUUGGAGCGAGAAGUUCUUCCAGGUGGAAAGCGAACUGAAGAGGGUUCGUUCUGAGAAGACCAAUCUGGAGAAACACAUCCUCUCCAUGGAGGCUGAUUUGGAGUGCCUGACCGAGCAGAAAGUCACGCUGGAGAGGGAGAUGGAGGCUAGCCGCAAAGGUAAAUGUGACCUGGCCCAGCAGCUGGCCACCCUCACCUCAGAGAACGGACAACUCAGACAAGAGAUGGUGUCCUGCAGCGAGGAUAGGAAUGAGCUGGAACAGUCAGUGGCACAGUGGAGGGAUAAGGCAGAGAGUCUGGAGAAGACAAACGUGGAUACUAGAGAGGUUAUUAAGAUCUUAGAGGAAGAUAUCAGAAAUGGGAAGAGGGAAUCUGAUGUGACUUCUGCUAACCUGGAGAGUCUGCAGAUGGAGAGCGGUCAGCUGGUGCUGCAGUGUCAGGCGCUAGAGAAGACCAUCACCCUGCAGAGCGGGGAGAAGGACAACCUGAUUAACCAACUGAACAGCUUCAAAGAUAACCAGAACUCUGCGAGCAAAAACACUGAGUCCAUGGCCUCUAAGAUCCAGUCUCUGGAAGGGGAGAUAUCCAGACUAGCCCAGUCUCUGGAGUCUUCUCUGCUAGAGAAAGGAGAGAUAGCCUCACGCCUCAACUCAACCCAGGAGGAGGUGGCCCAAAUGAGGUCGGGCAUCGAGAAGCUCCGGGUCCGCAUGGAGUCAGACGAGAGAAAGAAGAAACACAUGAGCGAACUGCUGAAGACUGCCCAGAGGAAAGCAGAUGCUCUUCAGGACCAGCUAGACAAACAGGAGAGGGAGAGGGAAGACGCUGACCAAAACCUAGAGGAGGCUGUGCUUCAGGCCGAGACGGCCACGGCCCAACUUGAAGAGUUGGAGGAAGAGAAAAGGGAACUGGCCAGUAAGAUUGAGGAGAUGACCGCCGAACUGGACAGCCUGAGAAAUGAGAAGGAGAGGCUUGAGGAAUUGCUCUCUCUGAAGAACGCAGAGAUUGAGGAGAUGAAGGCAGCAAACCGAGCUGCCACUGAGGAACUGGAGAAAGGGAUGAGAGAGGCGGAGGAAAAACAGAGUGCAAUGGUGGAAGAGUUACAGGCCCAGCUUGGCUCUGUGAGCUCUGAGCUGCAGAAAUGCAGAGAAGGCCUGGAGGGAGAGAAGGAGAGAAUGUGGUCUCUAACGGAGGAAUGGAAGACUGAGGGGGAGAGGCUGAAGAAAGAGGUGGAUCGACUGCAGGCUUUGGAGAUUGAGCGGGAGAAGGAGAGAGAGAUGCUGACUCUGAGACUGCAGGAGGACCUGGAGGCACAGCAGAGAGAGAUGGGGGACAUCCGUGAGAACAACAACACCCUGCAGCAAGAGAUGGAGAAGCUGCAGGCACUACUGUCGGAGCGGGAGCAGAAAGAACAGGCUCAGUCUGCAGAGAGACUAGAACUACAGCAGCAGUCAGAAAGCUACAAGUUAUCCCUGGAGGAAGUUACCUCUGAGAAGGAGGUGCUGAGGGGACAGUUGGCUGCAGCGGAGGAGGAGGUCAGAGGUCAUCUGUUAGAGCUGAGCAGUCUGAGAACCAAAAUGGAGGAGCUCAGCACUACCAUCACACAGCAGGACAGCAGCAAACAGGUAUCGGAGCUGAGCUCCAGAGUGGCCCGUCUGUCUAAGGAGAGGGACUCAGCCCUCAGUAAGAUUAACCUGUGGAUGAACUCCUGUAAACAGCUGGAGAAGGAGAGGGAGGCUCUUGUGCUGGAGACCCAGAAACUACAGGCCAGCCAGAUACCAGCUGGUGAAGAGAGCAGGGAUGAGGUACAGAAGAGGAGCUCUGAGGAGGUGCAAGCUGAACUUAAAGAGUUGAAGAAAGCUUUAGAGGAGAGGAGUGGGGAGGUGCAGGAGCUCAGCAAGACUCUAGCAGAGAGAAGCAGGGAGUUGGAGGCGCAGAAGAGGAGCAGUGAGUCUGAACUGGAGGAGCUUACUGAAGCCUUGGAGGAGAGGAGCAGGGAGGUGGAGGAGAGCAUGGAUAAAUACUGCAGCCUGAUGGUCCGUGUCCACAAGCUGGAGGAUACCAACGACACGCUGGAAACACGCCUGGAGCGCCUUGUCACGCAAACCACUAGCAGCACUGCUAACAACGCUAGCAACACGGCUAACAAUGCUAGCAAUAAAACACCCAGGCGAAAGUCAGGCAGGAGGUCAGCCUCCAGGGCACAGGAUGCACUCAUACCGUUGGGUCCCGCAGAGACAGACUCUGAGAACACGGUGCCUGCUGGUCAGGGUCAGGGGUCGUUGGGGAAGAGGGGUUGUGGUGUUCUAGCAGCUAGUGACAACAGCAACACACCAUUUAAAGCCCAGGAGGCCCUGCUGAACACUGCCAAGAGGAUCAAAGCAACAGCAACCACGCCCAAACCAGGAAGUAGACAGGAAGAUGAGGAGUUUAGGCCAGAGGGACUUCCUGAGCUGGUGCAGAGAGGGUUUGCCGAUAUCCCUCUAGGAGAGGCCAGUCCCUUCAUCAUGAGGAGAACCGCAGUGCAGCGCUGUAGCCCUCGUCUGGCCGCCGCACGACACACUGCCACCACCCCCUCUGUAACCCCCCAACACAAGGUGCUGGAGCCCCUGUCCCUUCAGAGCCCUGUCGGCAUGGCAACUCUGUCUGACAGCCCUGGUGGGAAAGGCCUGUGUGUUAGUCCCGCCUCCAGUGGCGAGGAGAGGCGUGGCCGUCGGUCCCUGAGCACACGGAAGACUCCGGAACAGAGGGAGAAACGCAAAGAGGCCAUGAUGACAGCAUCACGCCAAGAGGAGAACUGCCAAGUGCAGUAGCAUAGCAACUAACUAACCUGUACAAAGCCAGUAACACCCCAGCCCAAACCAAUGUGAGGACAGAAUACUGGUGUCAGAAUGUCUGUAAACUGCAUUACCAAUGUCUGUCUGUGGUACAGAUGAAACGCGAUUCUUCAAUGUAAGCUGUAGAUAUGAAAUGUUUCUUGUGUUUUUGCUCUGAACCUGUUUUAUACAUUCUAUUCCUCCUGAUUUACUACUACUGUUAAUAGCACAACAAUAAACUGUGUUUUUGUUUUAAUCUGUUAUUAGGGCUGGUUUUCCAGACCCAAAUGAUUCCUACUGGACUAGAAACCAUGCUUGGUGGAGAAUCUCCAUGCCAUUGGAACUUAAUGUGUGUCUGUAGAAACUAUCCCAUGAAGUCGUAUAAGAUAAAACUCCCAAUACCUAGUUCUGUAUCUUUACGGGUCUUUUCUGUGUCAAUAACUAAUAAUUCCACUUCACUCCAGCUCAUUGGUUGUUCAUAAUGAUAUAACUGCUGUUUUACUAAACAUUGUGGUCACAUUUGCUUGACUGCGUCUCUUUUAACC